CGCGUUCCCACCGCCGUACGGCGAGAUGGCGACGCCCGCGCUUCCGCUGCGCCGCGCUUGGCUACCGCGGCUUCCCGUCGCUGUGUCGCGCAGUUGCCCGUCGGAGCGACAGCACGGUCAGUCGGCGGCCGGACAGGGAAGAUGGACGCAGCCACUUUGACAUAUGAUACUCUCCGGUUUGCUGAAUUUGAAGAUUUCCCCGAGACCUCAGAGCCUGUUUGGAUUCUGGGCAGAAAAUACAGCAUUUUCACAGAGAAGGACGAAAUCUUGUCUGAUGUUGCAUCCAGACUUUGGUUUACAUACAGGAGAAACUUUCCAGCUAUUGGGGGAACGGGCCCUACUUCAGACACAGGCUGGGGCUGCAUGCUUCGGUGCGGACAGAUGAUCUUUGCCCAGGCCCUGGUGUGCCGGCACUUAGGGCGAGAUUGGAGAUGGACUCAGCGGAAGAGACAGCCUGACAGCUACUUCAGUGUUCUCAAUGCUUUCCUUGACAGGAAGGACAGCUACUACUCCAUCCACCAGAUAGCGCAAAUGGGAGUUGGCGAAGGCAAGUCUAUAGGCCAGUGGUACGGGCCGAACACUGUUGCUCAGGUCCUCAAGAAGCUGGCUGUAUUCGACACAUGGAGUUCCCUGGCUGUUCACAUAGCAAUGGACAACACUGUGGUGAUGGAGGAAAUCAGAAGGUUAUGCAGGGCCAGCCUUCCCUGUGCUGGGGCUGCUGCACUGCCUACUGAUUCAGAGAGGCACUGUAAUGGGUUCCCUGCUGGGGCUGAAGUCACCAACGGGCCAUCGGCUUGGAGACCACUAGUGCUUCUCAUCCCUCUCCGCCUGGGGCUGACAGACAUCAAUGAGGCCUAUGUGGAGACGCUGAAGCACUGUUUCAUGAUGUCCCAGUCGCUGGGUGUUAUUGGAGGGAAGCCCAACAGUGCCCACUACUUCAUUGGCUAUGUUGGUGAGGAGCUCAUCUAUCUGGACCCCCAUACUACACAGCCUGCGGUGGAGCUGACUGACAGCUGCUUUAUCCCUGACGAGAGCUUCCACUGCCAGCACCCUCCCUGUAGGAUGGGCAUUGGAGAGCUUGACCCAUCCAUUGCUGUGGGAUUUUUCUGUAAGACUGAGGAAGACUUUAACGACUGGUGUCAGCAAGUCAAAAAGCUAUCCCAGCUUGGAGGUGCCCUGCCCAUGUUUGAGUUGGUGGAACAGCAGCCUUCUCAUCUGGCCUGCCAGGAUGUCCUGAACCUGUCCCUAGCCCACCCCUGCCGAGUGCUGUUCACCUGUGCCACCUCUGUCCCGAGGCCUGCUCUGCUCAUGGACCAAGGACUGUGGUGCCUGGAGGCCUUAAUGCGUGGAGUCAGACUGCCUAAGCCCAAACACACGAAGGGUCUGUCCACAUGAAGUCGCUCAUCAGAAGGCCUAGUCAGGAAGAGCAGUGGGGUCAGGAGCUUCCAGAAUUCUCCACUCGACACUGCCAGCCCUGGUCAGCGCAUCAGCUUUGGUUCUGCUUUCUUCUGGGCACCUGGGUCUGUGGUUUAUUUGGAAUUAAAGCCCUGUUUGAAGUUGUUUAACAAAGACAUGAAUUUCUGGGGCACUUCCCAGUCAGUCUUAGAAGACCUGCAGGUUGUCGUGUACAGAGUGACAGCCACAUCAUGGCCUCAUACUGCUGGGCAGGGUGGGCUCUGCGCUGUCUCCUCUGCCCAGUGUGAUUUACCAAGGGCUACCUCAGUGGGAACAUGUAUGGAGAGAAUUCCAGCAAGGCUGCUACUUGCUUUGGAGAGAAAGUAUUCUUGUGGGGCAUUUGGAAAACCCAAAGAUGUCAGUGUCCGUGGGCACAGGAUGGACACCUGACCCUUGGCAGCUGACAAGCUCCUGGGGCUUCUGGAGUUAUGGUCAUGAGGCUCCCCAUUAGGACCUCAUUGGGGAAGAGAGAUGGUUCAUGGCACACGCCUGCUGCUCUUAGCCACCCAGCCUCCCUCUGGGAGGAGAGGGAGGGAGCAGAGCUGCUCUGUGCUUGAGGCGCCGUGCCCACUGGUGGUAGGGUACGCACUGCUACUUGAGCCUUCCUCCAUGUUCUUUCCCUUCUCAGAAACCUCCUGGGGCACAGGAAAUUGUAGGUGGUUUGGGGCCAAAGGGGUAAAAGUACUACAGCUUUUUGGUGCAUCAUAGACUUUAGAUAGAGCAGGUAGCUCUAGGCACUCACAGGUGAAGAGGUCAGGCCUCCUUAGCAUUGUUUCCAUACCUGCCACUUUCUAACCCUGGCUUUCUGGGCCUUCAAGCUCUUGAUGCUCUAGAUCUGCUGUCUUAGAAAACCACCUUUCCUCCCCCUAGAUAUGAGCAGGGUGUGGCAGUGUGGGGAGGCCCAUGCAAGAGCCUUGCUAAAAGCCCUUCCCAAGAGCCUGUAGGUGGGUGAGGCUGGAGCCAAGCAGCAGAUAUAGCAGUUCUAAGCCCACAACGUAGAAGCGAUCCCUGCCUAUCAAGUGUUGACAUAUUUAUUUCAUCGUACUCUUUCUCUCUUGUACCUUCACUUCAGAUGGGUGGGGCAGGGGGAGGCCAGGACAGUUUCCAUUCUUCCGGAGCUUGUUUCCUGAGUCCAGGAGCCAUUGUGCUACCACCCAGGGUCUUGCUGUAACUCCUGCUGUUCGUAGCAAGGGAUGGACAAUGGAACACUCCAACCUGAGGGAACCCUGAGGUUCCUGAGGGUGUUCAUUCUUAGUAGUGUAGUUUGCAAUUCUUAACGGUAAAUAAUAAGUUUCAGUAGAAAACA
This is a messenger RNA of Apodemus sylvaticus (European woodmouse), 2761 nucleotides long. RefSeq names its product autophagy related 4B cysteine peptidase (gene Atg4b). Lineage: Eukaryota; Metazoa; Chordata; Mammalia; Rodentia; Muridae. The record is from RefSeq and is a predicted model, not a curated record. Gene Ontology annotation, molecular function: protein-phosphatidylethanolamide deconjugating activity. The transcript has 13 exons. Bases 142 to 1395 code for a protein of 417 amino acids.